Messenger RNA from Paramecium sonneborni, 1528 nucleotides. NCBI's taxonomy places the organism in Eukaryota, Ciliophora, Oligohymenophorea, Peniculida, Parameciidae. The record is from the annotation of a GenBank genome assembly.
AAAUAGAAUCUAUUAAUAUAUAAAUAUGCUCUAAUCGAUAGGUGAAACAAUUUAAAGCCAACCUUCAAUAAAUUAUGGGACUGUAAGAUACUCAUUCAAAUGCGUUCGUCGUCACUUAUUUCAAGAUAAAGUUUAUUAUGUUCAUGCUUUACCCAAUUUAAUAACAAUAGGAGAUGUAUAAAAUUAGCGAUAAUCUUAGCAUAUUAAUGAUCCAAAUCCUAAGUAUAAAUUAGAACUGAAUUUGAAAAAUAUAGUUUAUUGGAAGUAGGAACAUGGUUAAAAUCGUGCCUUUGGUAUAAAAUAUAAGUAAGUUUUGAAAAAGAAGAAUAAUUUAGAAAGAAUGUGAAGUUCUUUGAAGCAACGUCAGAAUAAUUACAAAAAUUUAGACAAGAAAUAAGUUGUUUAAUAGGGUUCCAUUCUUUAGAUGAUCACUAUAAAAUAGAUGAAUUGAUAGGAAAAGGGUCCUUUUCUUCUGUUUAUAAGAUUUUUAGAUAACAUGAUAAAAAAGUAUUUGCUAUGAAAUAUGUAUCAAGUAAAUAAAAGAAUGAUAAAGAAAACAUGGUAAUGAAAAUAAAUGUAUAAUAAUAGUAAUUAGUGGAAAACGAGAUUGGAAUUCUACGAUCUUUUAAUCAUGAUUAAAUUUUGAAAAUUUAUGAAGUAUAUCGUGUUGAAGAAUAUCAUUAUGGAAUAAUAGUAGAAUAUUUGGAUGGAAUAGCAUUAUCAACUUUAAUUGAUUAACUUAAAAAAAAUUAACACGUUCUUAAAGAAUCAGAAAUAAAAACAAUACUUUAAGCCUUAUUAAUGGCAUUAGCAAUAAUCCAUUAAGAAUAGGUGAUACAUAGAGAUAUUAAACCAUAAAAUAUAAUGAUAUCUUAAUAACAUUAUAAUAGUGUUAAAAUAAUUGAUUUUGGAUUAAGCAUAAAGAAUUAAUUAUAAUAUAAUAGGUGUGGAACUCCUGGUUAUAUGGCUCCUGAGAUUGUCAAUAUGAGAAAAGAUUAAUAGAAAGCAUGGACAUCUCUUUGUGAUGUGUUCAGUCUUGGAGUUGUAUUCUUUAAAUUGUAUAUAUAUAUAUAUCUUAUAUUUCUAGAUUAUCUAAAGGAAUCAGUUGUUUUUAAGGUUAAACAUCAGAUUAAGUGUUGGCUAAUAAUAAAAAGUGUUAAAUAGAUUGGUCUAUAGUAUAAUAACAUAAUUAUUCUAAGAACUGCAUAGUAAUAUUUAAAUCUUAUUAAUAGUAAUUAUUAAAGGCGAUGUUAGCUAAAGAUCCUGAAGAAAGAAUUACAGCUUAUUAAGCACUUUAACAUCCAUUCUUUGGAGAUGCCUUCUUAACUAUGUAUACUGAUUAUAAUGGACAUUCAACUAGUCUAAAAUCUAAAUAAAUAUUAAAUCCAACACUUGAAAAACAUUAUUUCGAUUCCUAUUUAAGUAUCGAAGAUAACUCUGUUCAAAAGCAACAAGUAUAUUACAGAGAAAUAAGACCAUCUAUUAUAAGUAGAAGGUAAUAAUGAUUAUAAUUUUUUCAAAAACAGAC